This is a messenger RNA of Numida meleagris (helmeted guineafowl), 4611 nucleotides long. It is a transcript of the gene SEMA6A, whose product is annotated as semaphorin 6A. NCBI's taxonomy places the organism in Eukaryota, Metazoa, Chordata, Aves, Galliformes, Numididae. Gene Ontology annotation, molecular function: chemorepellent activity; semaphorin receptor binding. The transcript has 20 exons. The record is from RefSeq and is a predicted model, not a curated record. Bases 588 to 3722 code for a protein of 1044 amino acids. Gene Ontology annotation, biological process: semaphorin-plexin signaling pathway; neural crest cell migration; axon guidance.
CCGGGCGGAGGCAGGGCAGCGGCGGCGGGCGAGCGGCUUCCAGUCCAAUGCCCGGCAGCCUGGGGCGAGCAGCUACUGCGCCUUCUUGCCGCGGCACGGCGAGCGCCGCCAGCCUCGGAGUUUUCCUGGAGCAGCCUUCGCACCGGGAACACUUUUGGUAGAAGGGGAGCAGGACGAGACCCCGAAAUGACUUACCUCCCGAGGCACGGCUGAAGGGGACUUACUGGAGUGGAAUCGUAGUGGAAUUUGGGUUUGGAGAGGAGUUGCGAACGCUUUUUUUCUUUUUCUUUUUUUUUUAAUCAUUUUUUUUUUCACUCCCGUUCCCUGUUUUCGCCCGUCAUUGGAAAUGAACAAAUUGCAUUUUCAAUUCAGAAAGUAGAAAUAUUAAAUAUUCCAUCCCCUGGGAAGCACAUAUGUAGUAAUGACAAAGGAUUGCAAAGGAGAGAGUGGCUCCAGUUUCCCAGAGAGAUCCCCUUAAAUGGAUUACUAAAUGGGACACACCACCAGCUAGUUCUGUCCUCUAGCUGCCCAGAUAGAUGCACCGAAAAGUGUGAAGUGAAGAAGUAAAGUCUCCCAGCUGAACUACUAUGAGGUCAGAAGCCUUGCUGCUAUAUUUCACACUGCUACACUUUGCUGGGGCUGGUUUCCCAGAAGAUUCUGAGCCAAUCAGUAUUUCGCAUGGCAACUAUACAAGACAGUAUCCGGUGUUUGUGGGUCACAAGCCGGGACGGAACACCACGCAGAGGCACCGGCUGGACAUCCAGCUGGUCACGGUCAUGAACAGAACCCUCUACAUUGCUGCUAGGGACCAUAUUUAUACUGUUGAUAUGGACACAUCACAUACAGAAGAAAUUUAUUUUAGCAAAAAACUGACGUGGAAAUCUAGACAAGCUGAUGUAGACACAUGCAGAAUGAAGGGAAAACAUAAGGAUGAAUGUCAUAAUUUUAUUAAGGUUCUCCUAAAAAGAAAUGAGGAUACAUUGUUUAUCUGUGGAACAAACGCCUUCAACCCUUCUUGCAGGAACUACAAGAUGGAUACACUGGAGUUCCUGGGAGAUGAGUUCAGUGGAAUGGCCAGGUGCCCCUACGAUGCAAAGCAUGCCAACGUUGCGUUGUUCGCGGAGGGAAAGCUGUAUUCUGCCACAGUGACCGACUUCCUUGCGAUAGAUGCAGUCAUAUACCGGAGCCUUGGAGAAAGUCCAACUCUGCGGACAGUGAAACAUGACUCAAAGUGGUUGAAAGAACCAUACUUUGUCCAGGCAGUGGACUACGGCAAUUAUAUUUACUUCUUCUUCCGGGAAAUAGCAGUGGAGUACAACAGCAUGGGAAAGGUAGUUUUCCCGAGGGUGGCUCAGGUUUGCAAAAAUGAUAUGGGAGGAUCUCAGAGAGUGCUGGAAAAACAGUGGACUUCCUUCCUCAAGGCUCGUUUGAACUGCUCAGUUCCUGGCGAUUCACACUUCUACUUCAACAUACUGCAGGCAGUUACAGAUGUUAUCCAUUUCAAUGGCCGGGAUGUUGUUUUAGCAACCUUCUCCACUCCAUAUAACAGCAUCCCUGGCUCUGCAGUCUGUGCCUAUGACAUGGUUGACAUUGCCACUGUAUUCACUGGGAGAUUCAAAGAACAAAAGUCUCCAGACUCCACGUGGACACCGGUUCCUGAUGAAAGAGUGCCCAAACCCAGACCUGGUUGUUGUGCUGGCUCUACAUCAUUAGAAAAAUACGCAACCUCUAGUGAGUUCCCAGAUGACACUCUGAACUUCAUCAAAACACACCCACUGAUGGAUGAGGCUGUGCCUUCCAUUGUCAAUCGGCCCUGGUUCCUGAGAACGAUGGUCAGAUACCGCCUGACCAAAAUUGCUGUUGACUCUGCUGCUGGGCCGUAUCAGAACUACACUGUGGUUUUCUUGGGAUCAGAGAAGGGAAUCAUCCUGAAGUUCUUGGCACGGACAGGAAACAGUGGUUUCCUAAAUGACAGCCUUUUCCUGGAGGAGAUGAACGUUUACAAUCCUGAAAAGUGCAGUUACGAUGGCAUGGAAGACAAGCGUAUUGUGGCUAUGCAGCUCGACAAACCCAGCAGCGCCCUUUAUGUUGCCUUCUCCACCUGUGUCAUCAAGGUUCCCUUGGGGCGGUGUGAGCGUCAUGGCAAAUGCAAAAAGGCCUGCAUAGCAUCCAGAGACCCCUACUGCGGCUGGGUGAAGGAGAGCGGGGCGUGCACACAGCUGGUCCUUGGUGCUAAGCUGGCGUUUGAGCAGGACGUAGAACAUGGCAAUACAGAUGGCCUGGGUGACUGCCAAAAUUCCUUCGUAGCCCUGAAUGACAUUUCAACUGCUUCACCUCAUCAUGAAAUGUCUUACAACACAGUGUAUGGACAUUCCAGUUCACUAGUUCCAAGCACCACCUCUUCCGACUCUUGGGCUCGACAGGGUUAUGAUGCUAGGGGACGCAUGCUGGAUUGGAAGGAUCCGCUUGGUUCAUCCGAAAAUACAGAUCCAUAUGUGGCAGUUUCAUCCCAUAAUCAUCAAGACAAGAAGGGAGUGAUUCGUGAGAGUUACCUGAAGGGUCAUGAUCAACUGGUGCCGGUCACCCUGUUGGCCAUUGCAGUAAUUCUAGCUUUUGUAAUGGGGGCCGUCUUUUCAGGAAUCAUAGUGUACUGUAUCUGUGACCAUCGCCGCAGAGAUGUGGCUGUUGUGCAGAGAAAGGAGAAGGAACUGACCCACUCCCGCCGCGGCUCCAUGAGCAGUGUUACCAAGCUCAGUGGCCUCUUUGGAGAUGCUCAGUCCAAAGAACCAAAGCCUGAAGCUAUCCUCACGCCCUUGAUGCACAAUGGCAAGCUGGCUACACCAGGCAGCGCUACCAAGAUGCUGAUCAAGGCUGACCAGCACCAUCUGGAUCUGGCCGCCCUGCCAACCCCGGAGUCCACCCCAACCCUGCAGCAGAAAAGGAAGCCCAGCCGCGGCAGCAGAGAGUGGGAAAGAAACCAGAACCUCAUCAAUGCCUGCACGAAAGAUAUCCCCCCAAUGGCCUCGCCCGUGAUCCCAACUGACCUGCCACUCAGGGCUUCUCCUAGCCACAUUCCCAGCGUCAUGGUUCUGCCCAUUGCCCAGCAAGGCUACCAACACGAGUAUGUUGACCAGCCAAAAAUGAGUGAUGGGGCUCAGAUGUCUGUGGAGGACCAGAAUGCCACCCUUGAGUACAAAACCAUCAAGGACCAUCUCAGUAGCAAAAGCCCCAGCCAUGGGGUUAACCUGGUGGAAAAUCUUGACAGCAUGCCGCCAAAGGUACCUCAACGGGAAGCCUCGCUCGGGCCCCCGAGCACCUCCCUGUCUCAGAGUGGCCUGAGCAAGCGGCUAGAAAUGCACUCUUCUGCUUACAACGUGGACUACAAGAGAAACUACCCUACAAACUCACUCACAAGAAGUCACCAGGCGUCGACCCUCAAAAGAAACAACACCAACUCCUCUAACUCAUCGCACCUCUCCCGAAAUCAGAGCUUCGGCAGGGGUGACAACCCACCGCCAGCUCCGCAGCGGGUGGACUCCAUACAAGUCCACGCUGCACAGGCACAGGCCAUGACUGUAUCUCGACAGUCGAGCCUCGCCACGUACAAUUCUCUGACCAGGUCAGGGUUGAAACGCACGCCCUCGCUAAAGCCAGAUGUACCUCCCAAACCUUCCUUCGCUCCGCUCUCCACGUCCAUGAAGCCCAAUGACGCGUGUACAUAAUCACAGUGGGGUGGGUGGGGGGAGAACAGCAGUUAAGCAGAAGUUGCCCUUGAAAGCCAGUGUUCUGCAACUGCUCCUCUGAGAAGAUGGUUGUUGCAAGCUGAGGACGUGUUGUUUCUGCUCUCUGGGAAAAGUGGAAUAUUUUUUUAACCCGAGCCAUAUGACCUAUGGUUGAAGGUUUGCAAUUGCAGGACUCGCCCCCACAGCCCUCCAGUUCUUUGCUCAAAGGACUAGCUCUCCAUCACAAACAUUGAGCCAAAAGCACACAGGUGAAAGAUGACUGUGACAUUUCACCCCCCAAACUGCACAGUGCAUUCCUGAACUGGGAAAGAGUGCUCUGGAAAGCAAAACCAGUAAUUAAAAACAUAAUAAAAAUUAAAAUAGAAAAAGAAAAAAAAAAAGGAAAAGAAAAAAGAAAGAAAAAAAGAAUCCAUUGAUAAAGCUAACUCUGACUUAACAAUGGCAGAAGUUUACUAAAUGCAGGUACUGUGAAAUGCCCAUCAGUGUUACAGCCAUUCGGUUACAGCAGUUAUAAUGCCAUGCUGGGCAAACUAUGUCAUAGAUUUCUGCUACCUGUCUCUUUUAAUGAAUAACGUGACUGUUAACGCAAGUAACUCCUCUUAUUUAUUGUUCAACUUUUGUUUUUCCUAAGGAAAUGACUUCCGCAUAUCAUCCUGUGAGCAGUUCUUCAGAGAAGUACCUUGAAAGUUAUACCUAUUUAACGUGAAACCCGUUAACUGGAGUAAUUAAAACUUUUAUUUUUCCAAUAAAUUCACUGAGUUAAUUAAGUUGGAGCUGGAAUUCUGAACUUUGUGCCUGGACUGUCUGAUUAGCUGAAAAAAACAAACAAACAAACAAAAAAAAAAACGGGGAUAUCUAUUUAAGUCUA